GUAUAAGUGAAUGAAGUAUCUUGAAGCUCCUCACUUCUGAACCAGAUUCAAUCCGUCUAAUAUUUUUCUGCCUCGGCGGGCGGUGGUCGAGGAGGAGGAAGACUGUUCAGCUGGAAGAACUAAACCGCAACAAAGACCCCGGUGUGCAUCACUCAGCGACCCACAGUUAUGGCGACCACCGUGAUGGAUAGGAUCGGGCGAGUGUUCAUCAGCCUGCAGCAGAUCAGGGAUUUCCCCCAGAUGCUGAACGAGGCGGCCCCCUCCAUGCCCGGCACCCUGAGAGACACCGAGGUUCCUCCCUACUUCAGAGAGCGCUUCGUCAGCACCGGCUACCGACCGCUCAACCAAAACUGGCGCUACUACUUCCUGUCCUUAUUUCAGCGCCACAACGAGACAAUCAACGUCUGGACUCACCUGCUGGCGUUUUUAGUUCUUCUGAUUAAGUUUAGGCAACUCGCUGAGACCGUGGACUUCGUUGGUGAUCCUCAUUCGUGGCCCCUGUUGAUCCUCAUCCUGUCUUCCCUGAUCUACACGGUUUUCAGUACGGUAGCUCACCUGCUGGGUGGCAAAUCUGAGUUGUGUAAUUAUAGUUUCUUCUUCCUGGAUUAUGUCGGGGUAGCGCAGUAUCAGUACGGCAGUGCUGUAGUUCACUUUUACUACGCCGUGGAAGAGGGCGUGCACAGACACGUUCAUGGGCUCUUCAUGCCUCUUGCAACCUUCCUCAGCUGUCUUUCAUGUCUGGGAUGCACCUAUGGGAAGUACUGCAACCACAAACAGCCGAUGUGGGUGCGUAAGGUGUGCCAGGUGGUGCCCUCAGCACUUAGCUACAUGUGGGACACUAGUCCGGUGGCAUAUAGAUUCAUGACGUGGUCUCAGAACAGCAACGAUCCAGCAGUUUUCUAUCACUUUGGCCAGGUGGCUUUCUUUCUGAGCUGCAGCUUCUUCUUCACCUGCCCUGUUCUAGAGCGCUGCCUCCCUGGGCGGUGUGAUUUUGUGGGACAGAGCCAUCAGAUAUUCCAUGUCCUUUUGUCUUGCUGCACCCUGUGUCAGAUCCAUGCCUCCUACCUUGAUUACGUGGGCCGCAGGGAGCUGUACUCGCGUCUGCAUGGGAGCGAUGAUGCUGGCUUCUUUGUGGGACUGUAUGUGUUAGUUUUAGUUGUAUGCACACUAAUUGUUUUCUUCAUGCGAAGGAAAGUCAAAAAACUGCUUGAUUGCACUGCCAAGUCCAAGUAGUAGAUACAAGAUUGUAGGAACGGCAUUUAUGUGCCUUUCUUCUCAGACAUUUUUCCGAAACCCUAAUAGUCAGAGAAAUGUCACCAUUGCCUCGUUUGUUUUUUCCUAAACGGUGAAGGCAUGUCCUGGCCUACUCUGCCUCUGAUUGGAUAGUACAUGUUGCCUUCAUUUGUUGGGUUGUUUAGCUUUAGGCAUUCGAGUAAGGCGGAUUAAUACCUUCGCCAUAGGGAUAACGGGCAGUUGCACAAAUGGACAUUCGGAUAAAUGGAUUUUCGGUCCAUUGGGAGAUUUUCAGACAACUGGGGUUUCGAAUAAUGGGUCCUGGAAACAUUAGGUGUUUGUUAUUGAGAUAACAAGCUAUCAGACAAACUGGCUUUGGGUCCAAUGGGACCUUUUUCUGAUUAUUGGGGUUUCAGGAUAAUUGGCCGUAAUGCAAUGGCAUUACACAUUGAAAGAAGGGGAACUAACAAUACUGUAUCCGCUUGUUUUAGGUAAAUACUCGUUUAAUUUAGCACAUUCCAUAACUGUAAGUGCCAGAUUAGAAAAAGUGGGGGUAGUUAGCAAUUUGGGACUGAUUUGUGUUUGUGUAAAGUUUGUGAAAAGAGCAAGUGCUUGUUGCAAGUUCGGACAAUAUAAAAUAGUAACAUCACCAGAAAUCUACCAUUUGAAGCUUUAACUACAAUGUUCCUCCAUGCCGGGCUGUGUCAUUUGCAAAUUUUCUGUAAAAAAUUGGGCGUAAAGGUGGUGCUGAGGGAGUAAAACCUUGUGAUGUUGUCAACCAGUGCCGUCAGAUGAUUGACCAGGCUCUUCUGAGAGGAACGCCUUAGGAUUUCAGUUGCAUUCAUGGUGUAAUACAUGUAGUAUUGAAGAAUGUGAAGACUUAUGAUGACUUUUCAUUGCUAGUGUAUGACCUACUAGAUAGCCGUUGUCAAAUCAAUAUUCAGCCUUGGACGUGGCAGCAGCAAACCAGUUUUAACCCGUGAAAAAUAAUCGAUACCAGUUAAAUGUGUGCCAAAUUGAAACGUGUUUUCAGUGCUUUACCCUGUAGACGAGCAUCUCCUGUGUUAAAGGUCCUAUUAUAUUAUCUGGUGGCUCUUAAAUCACCAUAGAUAACAUGUUUCAGUUCCCAUGAAUUCGUAACAGGCUAUCUGACAGCAAGGUAAAGCAGUAAAGGUAUUAUUGAUUUUUCCAAACCAUGUAUUUCACAUUUUGUCUUUUUUGCCAGCUGAUUGUGCGCUAUAGCAAUACACUGCCUUAAACUAUUUAAGAAAGAUUGAUAUUUUUUGAUGGAUUUAAUAUAUAUAAGAGUCUUAUCCAGGGAACUGUUUGGUGUUAUGUGUUUUAACUUGUCAACAGCCACUGUAUUGUGUCUUAUUGAAAAUCUUGAAUGCUUCUUAUUGAUUCCAUAAGGGAGAAAGGAAUGUGGGUGGCAAAAUGAGGGUACUUAUUACAGAUGAAGGUACCAUAUUAUUGUAUGUCUAUGAGAGAUUAUAGUACUCCUGGUGACCAAGAUGUGAAGACAGUGAGAGUUAAACAAUCAUGUUUAUAAGACAGAGUGUGAAGGCAGAUCUAAUCCUUAUAAACGCAUCUUUUUUCUCGUAACCUCUUCAGGUUUCAUGUGUGCAAAAAGGGCGUGUUGACCUUUGCACACUAGUGUACAUCUAUCGGUGACAAAACGGUCAUAAAUAAUGAUUGAACCUCACACAUAAAGUACUAUCUAAUGUUACGCUGUGGCUCUUACUCACUUAAACUCUGAUUGAAUGUCUUACUGUGCCUUUAAUGUAUUUAUAUAAAACUGUCAUUCUGUUAAUGCACUUUCAUUUUCUCAACAUUAUCUCGAACCUGUUGUAUUGUCCUUGCUAUAUUCAAGUUAAAUUAAUGUUGUGUAGAUGUUUGAAGUUUAUUUCAUGUAUCUGACUAGCGACUUUCACUGUGCCUUAUCGUUCUCAUUCAACAUAAAUACAUUGGAUUUGUAGUCCAAGAAACUAUGUUAGGAUUAUAUGCAAGGGAAGUGUUUCCUCAGUAACAAAAUAAAACAUGUCUCAUAAAACCGGAUGAUGAAUUAA
Messenger RNA from Eleginops maclovinus (Patagonian blennie), 3299 nucleotides. RefSeq names its product progestin and adipoQ receptor family member VII, a (gene paqr7a). NCBI's taxonomy places the organism in Eukaryota, Metazoa, Chordata, Actinopteri, Perciformes, Eleginopidae. The transcript is spliced from 2 exons. The record is from RefSeq and is a predicted model, not a curated record. Bases 169 to 1233 code for a protein of 354 amino acids. Gene Ontology annotation, biological process: response to steroid hormone. Gene Ontology annotation, molecular function: nuclear steroid receptor activity; steroid binding. Gene Ontology annotation, cellular component: plasma membrane.